GGCUCUGGAGCGGCCGGGGGGACCCGCGGCGGCCGCCACUGAGCUCGGCCGCGCCCCCCGGCACCGUCCGGGACCCUGCCGGGAGCCUCCGGGACGCUCGGCUCCAGCCCCGCUGUCCCCGGCACCUGGCCCAGGGAUUCCCGUGGCAGGCGGUGAUGUCGGACAAGGGCGGCAGCAUGGACGGCAGGACGGACAUUGUCAACGGCAGCCUGUCCAGCAGCCCCGAGGACAUGUCAGCCGAGGAGGGCCGCGAGACGUCCUCGGGCAUCGAGGUGGAGGCGUCCGACCUGAGCCUGAGCCUGACGGGCGACGACGCCGGGGCCGCGCGGGGCCGCGCCAGCGACAGCGACAGCUCCGGGGACAAGGACAGCGACAGCAUGGACGACACCGGCCACUACUCCAUCCCCGAGGAGCCCCGGCACGACGAGGACGAGGAGGAGGAGGAGGAGGAGGAGGAAGAGCCCCGUGCCCGGCGCAGGGCCCCCCGCAAGCGGCCGCCCCACGAGCGCGACUCGUCCGACGAGGAGCAGGCGCUGGAGGACUGGGUGGCCUCGGAGACGUGGGCGCUGCCGCGGCCGCGCUGGCGGGCGAUCCCGGCGCUGCGGCAGCGCCAGCUGGGCGGUUGCUCGCGGUUCGUGGCUCAGGCCUGCGGCGCCCGGCUCUUCGUGCAGAAAUUCCGGCUGCAGCACGGCCUGGAGGGGCACACGGGCUGCGUGAACACGCUGCACUUCAACCAGAGGGGCACCCGCCUGGCCAGCGGCAGCGACGACCUCAAGGUGCUGGUGUGGGACUGGCUGAGGCGCCGGCCCGUGCUGCAGUUCGACAGCGGGCACAAGAGCAACGUCUUCCAGGCCAAGUUCCUGCCCAACAGUGGUGACUCCACGCUGGCCAUGUGUGCCCGGGACGGGCAGGUGCGCGUGGCCGAGCUCUCGGCCACCCAGUGCUGCCGCAGCACCAAGCGCGUGGCCCAGCACAAGGGAGCUUCCCACAAGCUGGCGCUGGAGCCGGACUCGCCCUGCACGUUCCUGUCUGCGGGGGAGGACGCCGUGGUUUUCACCAUCGACCUGCGGCAGGACCGGCCCGCCUCGAAAUUGGUGGUGACAAAGGAGAAGGAGAAGAAGGUCGGGCUCUACACCAUCUUUGUCAACCCUGCCAACACCUCCCAGUUCGCUGUGGGCGGCCGUGACCAGUUCGUGAGGAUUUAUGAUCAGAGGAAAAUCGAUGAGAAUGAGAACAACGGAGUCCUGAAGAAAUUCUGCCCCCACCACCUGGUGAACUGUGAGUCCAAAGCCAACAUCACCUGCCUGGUCUACAGCCACGAUGGCUCAGAGCUUUUGGCCUCGUACAACGAUGAGGACAUUUACCUGUUCGACUCCUCGCACAGCGACGGCGCGCAGUACACGCGGCGCUACAAGGGGCACCGCAACAACGCCACUGUGAAAGGGGUGAAUUUCUACGGCCCCAAGAGCGAGUUCGUGGUGAGCGGCAGCGACUGCGGCCACAUUUUCCUGUGGGAGAAAUCCUCCUGCCAGAUCGUGCAGUUCAUGGAGGGCGACAAGGGCGGAGUGGUGAACUGCCUGGAGCCGCACCCGCACCUGCCCGUGCUGGCCACCAGUGGGCUGGACCACGACGUGAAGAUUUGGGCGCCCACGGCCGAGGCGCCCACGGAGCUGCGCGGCCUCAAGGAGGUGAUCAAGAAGAACAAGGUGGAGCGGGACGAGGACAGCCUGCACCACACGGACAUGUUCGACAGCCACAUGCUCUGGUUCCUGAUGCACCACCUGCGCCAGCGCCGCCACCACCGGCGCCGCCGGGAGCCCGGGGCCGAUUCCCCCUCGGACGAUUCCGGGAGCUCCUCGGACACCUCUGACGAUGAGGAGGAGGGGCCGGACCGGGUGCAGUGCAUGCCCUCGUGAGCCCCCCAAAAACCCCCAAAACCCCCCAAAAACCCCCAAAAACCCCAAACCGGGGGGCCCCACCCCACUAACACCUGGAGCUUUGUAUUGACCUUGUUCAGCCCCCUCCCCAAUUCCCAGUUUCCCCCAUUUUGGGGUCCCCUUCCCCUUUUUUUCCCCCUUUUUUGGGGUCCCCCCCUCACUUUGGGGGGGUCCAGGGGGGGAUUUUUUAUUACCCCCCCCUCCCCAGUUUUUUUGGGACCCCAAUCCCACCCCUUAAGCUCUUCAAGCACCCCCUUUUUGGGAAUGGGGGGGGUCCCACCCCUUUUUCCUCAUUUUCCCUCUUUUCUCCUCAUUUUUCCUCAUUUUUCCUCAUUUUUUUCCUCAUUUUUUUCCUCAUUUUUUCCUCACUUUUUCCUCAUUUUUCCCCAUUUUUUCCCUCCAUUUCCCCCCUUUUUUCCUCCAUUUUUCUUUCCCACAUUUUUCCCAUUUUUCCCCCCUUUUCUCUUUUUUUUUCCCCCACACUUUUCCCUUUUUUUCCCACCAUUCCCCCCCACUUUUUUUCCUCUUUUUUCCCCCCCAAUCCCCACCACUUUUCACCCCCUUUUUUUUCCCAUUUUUCCCCUUUUUUUCCCCAUUUCCCAGGGGGGGUCUCCCUCCCUCUGUACAUAGCCGUGAUUUGCACUUGGUUUGGCCCCUUUUACCCCCCCAAAAACCCCCAAAACCCCCCCAAAAAAACAAAAACAAAAAAAAACUCCUUUAAUUUCCCAUUUCUUUUCUCGGGGGGGGGGGAGGGGUUCAGGGGGGUUUUUUUUGGGGGGGGAGAAAAAAAAACCCCCCAAAAAUUUCCCUGUUUAGAGGCCUAAUUUUAUAUUGUAUUAAAAAACCAAAUGGGCCUGGGAGUUCUCCCUGGCAGAGCUGUAAAAGUUGGGAUAUAUAUUAUAUAUAAAUGCAAUAAAAACCGACUCAACGAA
Molecule: messenger RNA, 2869 nt
Organism: Zonotrichia leucophrys gambelii
Lineage: Eukaryota; Metazoa; Chordata; Aves; Passeriformes; Passerellidae
Gene: DCAF8
Product: DDB1 and CUL4 associated factor 8
Exons: 15
Coding region: 156-1916 (586 amino acids)
Cellular component (GO): cytoplasm; Cul4-RING E3 ubiquitin ligase complex
Molecular function (GO): protein binding
Source: RefSeq, a predicted model, not a curated record